Pseudoliparis swirei is the source of this 2088-nucleotide messenger RNA. It is a transcript of the gene slc43a2a, whose product is annotated as solute carrier family 43 member 2a. NCBI's taxonomy places the organism in Eukaryota, Metazoa, Chordata, Actinopteri, Perciformes, Liparidae. The record is from RefSeq and is a predicted model, not a curated record. Gene Ontology annotation, molecular function: L-amino acid transmembrane transporter activity; neutral L-amino acid transmembrane transporter activity. Gene Ontology annotation, biological process: neutral amino acid transport. The coding region runs from base 312 to 788 and encodes 158 amino acids. The transcript has 6 exons.
ACUCAGUGGGAGGGAUAGCACACUUAAGAUCUACCAGAGACAGAAAGAAAGAUUAAACUCCAAAACAGAAUCAAACUGUCCUGGCAGGAAACAGAAGCUACCGCGUGGACUCUUCACCAUUUAAACAGAGAUCCUCGACUGGAGGAGCUCACCUCAUCGAAUGUUUGUAUUCUUCGGGUUUAGCGGCAGCUGCAUGACACAAACAUCAUGCACCCACUCACUCGCUCGUCGUGAAUUCUCCGGACAAUGAGCAGCUCCAUUCACACAUUGGACAUUACUCAGACGUUGAACAAGGCAUCGGUCAGGCUGCCAUGGCUCCCAGCUUGGCCCAAGCAUACAGGAGGAGGUGGUGGAUGGCUGUCACAGCCAUCAUAGAGAACCUGCUCUUCUCUGCCGUUCUGCUGGGCUGGGGCUCACUGCUCAUCAUGCUGAAGAAUGAAGGCUUCUAUUCCUACCUUUGUAUCGAAAAUGUGAGUGUCAACGCCAACGUGACUGCUCUGGAGGACGGUGUCUGGCGGAGUUGUGUGGAGCAGGAGGAGGUACUGAACCUUGGCUUCACCAUUGGCUCCUUCCUCUUGAGUGCAGCCACUUUACCCCUGGGGAUCUUGAUGGACAGAUAUGGACCUCGCCCACUGAGGCUCGUUGGCAGUUCAUGUUUUGCAGCCUCCUGUGCGAUGAUAGCUGUUGCUGCAUAUGACCCCGACGUGCUGUCUGGCCUCAUCUUCCUCGCUGUCUCCUUCAACGGCUUCGGAGGAAUUUGCCUGACCUUCACUUCACUCACAGUAUGAUUCCCACUCACAAAAAACUGGACUGAGUGGACCACAGUGCACUGAAUCUGAACGAUGAGAUAUUGUGCUCACCCACUUAAAGCUUACUCUGUUAUGAUGUCAUAUUGCUGUAAGACGUGAUCGAAACACAAAUGCCAACACCAAGUCACUGAAUGAUACAGAGUGUGAACAGUGUUCUUAGUGACACCCCCAGAGACAAUCCUCAGCCCACUCUGCAGUUUCCUCAGCGCUAUGAAGAAGCUUAGCAUUUUUUAACUCAUUGUUUUGGUUUUAUAACCUGAAGCGGUUCCAUCUCAUGAACUUAAAUCCCACUGAUUUAAGUUCAGCCACCGUCCACUACAUGCCCAACACCAAACAGCAGCAAUGUUAGAGACUAUCUGGUCAUCAUAUCAGAGCAUUCAGCAUUUAAAGAGACAUAUAUACAUAUUUUUUUCUCAGUAGUAGGUGGAGACACAACUGAGCUACUAAAAGACAGUGAAUAAUAGACUUUAUUUAAUCUGGUGGACACCAACUGAACUCCAGUUGAAUGCUGAUGUUGCUGUGUGUCCGCUGGCUGUGUAGAUAGACAACUGUUUGCUGACAUGCUCACCAUAACAACUUUAUUAGGUGGAAAAAAGAACGGAGCAUUACCAACGUAUACUGCUUCUUUCAGUGUUCCUAUUUUGAAUUGAUGAUGACUGCCUACAUUACCUUUCAUUACCUCUUUGACAUUUUCCAAUUGAAGCUAAGGAAAUUCAAGAUAAUUAGCGUUUCAUUGUCAAACUAAUGAGGCCAUGUGAUGUGUAGUCUGUGCACAUUGCCAGUGCAGCAGAAGCUAACCCGUGUGGAAGUCUUGAAGUAGAAAGUCCAGUCCAUAUAUCUACUAGCAUAAAGUCCAAUAGUCAUGUGUAGUUUGGGCUGCUUUGUGCGUACCUGGGUUUAUAAACACACGUUCAUCCGUGUGUGUGCGUGCCUGUGUGCGUGCAUUUUGCCAAGCAGCACAUGCUGUUCCACUUUCACAAAUUCUGAUGCGGCCUCUCAGCCAAUCCAAAGCAUGGGCGAAACAACACACCCCCUGUCAACUCUCUCUUCCUCCCCCUCUCUGACCUAGACCAUGUCCUAGACUUGACAUAGUCAUUCUGGCCUCACUGCUGUCACUUCUGGUCUGGUGUGUGUUUGUGUCUGAUGUGUAUUAUCUUGAUGAUACGCUCUUACAUAACUACUUGAGGUAAACUGUGUACAUGCCCAGCUAACCUAACUAGCUGCAAACACAUUCCCUGUGAACUUUGCAAGGCAGUUUUUACUAUAAUAUACUGACUGA